Messenger RNA from Carlito syrichta (Philippine tarsier), 3568 nucleotides. It is a transcript of the gene API5, whose product is annotated as apoptosis inhibitor 5. The record is from RefSeq and is a predicted model, not a curated record. Bases 1 to 1539 code for a protein of 512 amino acids. Gene Ontology annotation, molecular function: RNA binding. The transcript has 14 exons. Gene Ontology annotation, cellular component: nucleus. Lineage: Eukaryota; Metazoa; Chordata; Mammalia; Primates; Tarsiidae. Gene Ontology annotation, biological process: negative regulation of apoptotic process.
AUGAAUGAAGGAGAGGGCUUUGACUUCACGGACACGCACAAGCACGUCCCUUCUGAUGAGCCCCAGACGAUGAACUCUGAGCGGGGAAUCAGUUCAUCGCUCAGAGCCUUCCCGCCCCUCUUGUCUCUCCUCUUAUGUAUGACUGUCAUAUGCCAGCUUUAUCAGUAUUAUUUAAUGGGAGGACUGCAUAAAGAUGCCUAUCAAGUGAUAUUGGAUGGUGUGAAAGGUGGUACUAAGGAGAAACGUCUAGCAGCUCAGUUUAUUCCGAAAUUCUUUAAGCAUUUUCCAGAAUUGGCUGAUUCUGCUAUCAAUGCACAGUUAGACCUCUGUGAGGAUGAAGAUGUGUCAAUUCGACGUCAAGCAAUUAAAGAGCUGCCUCAGUUUGCCACUGGAGAAAAUCUUCCCCGAGUGGCAGAUAUACUAACUCAACUUUUGCAGACAGAUGACUCUGCAGAAUUUAACCUAGUGAACAAUGCCCUGUUAAGUAUAUUUAAAAUGGAUGCAAAAGGGACUUUAGGGGGGUUGUUCAGCCAAAUACUUCAAGGAGAAGACAUUGUUAGAGAACGAGCAAUUAAAUUUCUUUCUACAAAACUUAAGACUUUACCAGAUGAAGUCUUAACAAAGGAAGUCGAGGAGCUUAUACUGACUGAAUCCAAAAAGGUCCUAGAAGAUGUGACCGGUGAAGAAUUUGUUCUGUUCAUGAAGAUACUGUCAGGGUUAAAAAGCUUACAGACAGUGAGUGGAAGACAACAGCUUGUAGAGUUGGUGGCUGAACAGGCUGACCUGGAACAGACCUUCAAUCCCUCGGAUCCCGACUGUGUAUUAAAAUUGUUGGCGGAGAUGAGUUCAUUUUGUGGUGACAUGGAGAAACUAGAAACAAAUUUAAGGAAACUAUUUGAUAAGUUAUUGGAAUACAUGCCUCUCCCUCCAGAGGAAGCAGAAAAUGGGGAGAAUGCUGGUAAUGAAGAACCCAAGCUGCAGUUCAGUUAUGUAGAAUGUUUGUUGUACAGCUUUCACCAGUUAGGCCGAAAACUUCCAGACUUCUUAACAGCCAAGCUGAAUGCAGAAAAGCUCAAGGAUUUCAAAAUAAGGCUGCAAUAUUUUGCCCGGGGCCUGCAAGUUUAUAUUAGACAACUUCGCUUGGCUCUCCAGGGUAAAACAGGCGAGGCCUUAAAAACAGAAGAGAACAAGAUUAAAGUUGUUGCAUUGAAAAUAACAAACAAUAUCAAUGUUUUAAUCAAGGAUCUCUUCCAUAUCCCUCCUUCUUAUAAGAGCACAGUAACACUGUCCUGGAAGCCUGUACAGAAGGUUGAAAUGGGGCAAAAGAGAGCCAAUGAAGACACAACUUCAGGUUCACCACCCAAGAAAUCUCCAUCAGGACCAAAAAGGGAUGCCAGGCAGAUUUAUAAUCCUCCCAGUGGAAAAUAUAGCAGCAAUUUGAGCAACUUUAGUUAUGAGCAGAGAGGAGCCUUCAGGGGAAGUAGAGGUGGCCGAGGUUGGGGUGCACGAGGAAAUCGUAGUCGGGGAAGACUCUACUGAAUAAGACAUCACAUUCUUCAACAUUGUCGUGAGCUUAAUAUACUUAAAUUCUACUACUCAUUGGAUUGCCGGGGAUGUCCCUUUAAACGGACUGCUGCCUUCAGCUAAAAACUUAAUGUUCUUUAUACCUUUGUAUGUAUGAUCUACUUUUGUAACAGACCAUGGUUGUGUCCAAGGUAAAACCACAGCGAUAUUUUUGGAUGCUUUAUCUGCAGUCUUUACUUGUUUUUGCAAUGUCAUCAUUAUUCAGAAUUCAUCUUGUGAAUCUGUUUCUUUUAAGCAUCUUGUUAAUUUGUUAUCGAGAGCUCUCCAAGUCUAAAAUGUAGUGAAAUUCAGUCUCGUUCUGCUAACUGAUAAAGAUCAUCAGUUUAGAAAGGUUACUGAUUUUCCUCUCCCUUCUUAGUUUUUUGCCCAAUAUAUGGAGAAGAGUAACAGUCAAUCUUAACGUUUUGUUUGUGUUGUUUUUUAAUAAAACUGCUAGACAAUGGUGCAGCAUUCCUACCUAGUGUCAUAAAAGCAAAAUACUUACCAGCUUUCUUUAAAUGCAGGAAUUGGACAUCACAGUUUUAGGAGGAAGUAAGUGGCUUUGCAUUGCUUACUUAACUCUUCCAUAUAUUGUGAUACAAACUUUUGAAUAUGGGAACUUAUUAUUUGAAUAGAAAUGUGUAUGUAUAAUAUACAUACAUACAUAAGCAUAUACGUGUGUGUGUAUAUAUAUGCAUGCUGUGAAACUUGACUGCACAACAUAGAUCAUUUUUUAAAAUUCCACGAACGAUAGUCUUUGACACAUGAUUAUCCUUUUGAGGCUGAAUCCGUUAUUGGCUUGUCAUCUAGGUUUUCACUCCCAGUAGUGGGAGAUUUUGAGUCAGUUGCACUUACAUGAUUAUUGUUAUUUAAAACUAAAAAUAAACAAAGGCUGCAUUUUCAGAGAUAAAUUUGGAGAUUGCUAUUGGUGAAAUACAGCCAGUAUAUUGAGUCUGAUGUACAUAUAUCUUUCUAUAGGGUGAGAUAGUACAAUUUAGAAUUUGGAGAUGUAAUAACCAGGGCUACCCAGAAAAAGUGACUUGAUAACAUGCUACCAAUAAGUAAGGGAUGCUCUCUCGGUUUGCUUUUGCCACUUUCAAGAUUUUAACUUCUCAGGUUAUUAAUCAGAAUUAUUGUAUAAGUUAGCCAAUAGAAUCUUUAGGUUAAAACAACAGAUGGGGGGUUUGUGGAGUGUUUAAUGUCAUGGGCAUUUUUAGUAGCAUAGACCCUUUGCUCUGUAUUUGAAUGUUUCAUGUAUUUUUGUUUCACAGUUAAUCUCCCCUCCCCAGGUUUGCUAUUCAAAUCAAAUGCCUGAUGACAUCUUUAGUAGUUUGAUGUAUUUUUUGAAGGAUAGUUUGUGAUUUCAAUGCAGGUGUCUUCAUUACUGUUACCUCUACACUGGGAAAAUAGCAAAACUCCCGUGUUAGAAUUACUGCACAUGUUUAUGGGGAAAGUAUUUCUAAAAGGCUAGAGUGAUACACAUCAGCAAAGUAAGUUGGUCACCUUGACUACAGAGUGGUGGCAAUAAUUUCUAAACAUUCCAAAAGACUGUAAGCUGAACAUAAACUCCCUUGGAAUCUAAACAGACAUAGGAACUUGGAAUUGCCAUUUCGAAUCUGUAACCAGCUAGUCUGGACCUCAGAUAGAUCAGCCAGUGCCCUAAAGCCAUUUCAAAUGCAGAAACUGUCUUGGAACAUAUUUGAACAUGAAGUGUAAUUUUUCCACUUUUUAUUUUUGUCAACAUAUUUGUCAACUCAGAGUUGAACAGAAGUGACUUUCCUUUCUUCAGUUUGAUACUGAGUUGACUUCUCUUUCCUCACCACCUCACUCUUCCCUUUCCCUUUCCUAAGGCAACAGUGCACAACUUAGGUUUCUUUUGCUUCCAGAAUUUGAAUGAAAGACUUCAUGCCAUGGAUUUUUUUCUGUUGCAGGACACCUGUUUAUCACCUUGUUUAAAUGUAAAUGUUCCCUUAUGCUUUUGAAAUAAAUUUCCUUUUGUAAUUUU